AUGACUGAAAAGAUGUUAGUAAGGGCACUGAAAGGUGGUAAAAAUACUAAGAUUGUUACUUUGAGUGGGAAGAAGAUUACAAAGAUGCCCUCAUUUAAACUGCCUGGCCUCAAGACCUUAAACCUUCAGAAUAACCGUAUUUCCAAGGUGUGCUCAGAGAUAAGCACCUUGACCCAGUUGACAGUGCUAAAUCUGGGAAAUAAUCUUUUAGAAGAAAUUCCAGAAGAGAUGAAAUACCUUACAUCCCUGAAGAAGCUUCAUUUAUUUGGAAAUAAGAUUUGUAAAUUUGCAUCUGGAGCAUGUGAUGGCUUACAGAAUUUGAUUCUGCUUAAUCUGAACAACAAUGAGCUGGCAUGGAUUCCUCAAGAAAUCAGCAGAUUAAAAAACCUUAAAUAUUUGAGUAUAAAUCAUAACCAGCUAGCCAGCAUUCCUAAAGAACUUUGUUUUCUUAAGAAUCUUUUUGAACUUCACCUUAACUACAAUCAGCUCAUUUGCAUACCUGAAGAGAUUAAGUUCUUGAAGAAGCUCCAGAAGCUUCUUCUGGUCAGGAACAAUAUUGAAGUUCUGCCAAAGGGAGUUUGUCGUCUUAAAAACCUAAGAAUCCUAGACAUAGCUGGAAAUAUUAUUCAGACAUUUCCAUCAGGAUUUCAGAACCUGAAGCUGAGGGAAUUCUACUGUGAAGGAAACCCUCUGUUCCUGAAGGAGCCACUUACCGCUGUACAACAGGAUGAUGUCUGGAGUCUACAGGAAAUAACAUCAAGAUUUAUAAUGAAUGAGCUCUCAGAAAAAAAUCCUUUUGUAAUGCAAGCUAUAACAUGGCACCCACUGGUCAGGAACAUAAUGUCUCAGAGAAGAAAAUGUGCAAUAUGUGAAAAGUACUUUUUAACAAUAUGGCUGGAAUGUGUUGAAUUUGUUCCUCCAUCAAAGAAAUGGAAGAUAAGCAGAAAUCUACAGCUGGUACCUCUUCAAAUAUUAAUUUGUUCUUACACAUGUUUUAAUCAACGCAGCCCUAACGUCUUUGGAAUUGCUCAAGUGUAG
Molecule: messenger RNA, 1038 nt
Organism: Lynx canadensis (Canada lynx)
Lineage: Eukaryota; Metazoa; Chordata; Mammalia; Carnivora; Felidae
Gene: LRRC69
Product: leucine rich repeat containing 69
Molecular function (GO): protein binding
Source: RefSeq, a predicted model, not a curated record